AGCUUGCUGCUAGGAUAUUGCUGUUAAGUGGAUUAGUGUCUGACUAUCGCUUUGUUAUUACAUGUUUCAAUUUAAUCUUUAAAAUUCAAUCUUUCUAAAACAAUAAACCAUGAGUGAGUUGAAUUCAAUGAACUCAAUGGAGCCGGACAGUAGCGAAACGAUUCAGGAUAUUGCCAUGAAGCUGGUCACCGAGCAGUUGAAAAAUGAGUCCAGCCUGACUACAGGACCCAGUGAACGCACUAUUUUUGUACUCGGCAGCAAAGGGGCAGGGAAAUCAACUCUCAUCAAUCGGUUCUUGGAUCGAGAUGAUAUCACCCGCCCCACGUUGGCGCUGGAAUAUUCAUUCGGGCGCCGAACUGCCACCGGACAGGGUGCACAGAAAAACAUCUGCAAUGUAUGGGAACUGGGCAGUUUGGUCAAUUCGAAUCAACUCAUAGAAGUGCCCCUGCGUUCCCAUGGACUUGCAACGUUUGCUGCCGUGAUUGUUCUCGACUUAUCACAGCCGGAUCGACUGUGGACCGAUUUGCAAUCUAUUUUGAAUGGAUUGAAGCAAGCAAUAAGCAAACAUUGUUCGACUAAGGAGGUUGCAGAACUGCAGGAGCGAAUGAAACAGAAAGUGGGAAUAGAUCAUGAGGAUUUAAACACACUCGAAAUUCUUCCAUUUCCGGUUAUUAUUGUGGGAGGUAAAUAUGAUGCGUUCCAGAAUGUGGAUUCUGAAAUUAAGAAACACGUGUGUCGUUGUUUGAGAUCGAUUGCUCAUGCGAUUGGCGCAGCGUUGAUUUUUUAUACUUCCAAGAAUGCAGCUUUAUCAAAGAUGAUGAGAGAUGCGAUGAACCAUCUUGGUUUCGGUAGUCCAUCAAGCCCAUUCAAAACCACGGCAGUGGAUCAUAAUGGUCCAAUACUGAUCCCUUUUGGAGGUGAUUCCUGGGAAAAGAUUGGGGUAACGCCCACGAACUCGGAGCGCAUUGGGAUGAAUUAUAGUGCACAGAUUCCUCAGGUUGGAACUGAGAAGGUAGCUAUCCCAGACGAUCCAGCAAAGGACAUCGGAUUUAAGGAACGUGCAAUUGAUGAGCUCCGGGCUCAGAAAGAUGAUGAACUGAUGAUACUGCUCAGGGAUACAGAGAUACGGAUGAAGUUUGAGACCGUGCAGUAGAAUGAACACAUUUGCUUUUUAUAUUGUAAAUGAUCAAUAUACUAAUAGGGACCGUACACUUAUUGCGCGAGAGCUUGUACGGGGGUCCUGUCAUUUUCUUGCGCUCCACCGAAAUUUAAAAAAUGAAUGAAAAAAUCUUACUAUGGUUGAAAACCUUUUAUUCUCAAUUUGAAAUCCCAA
This is a messenger RNA of Armigeres subalbatus, 1333 nucleotides long. RefSeq names its product cytoplasmic dynein 2 light intermediate chain 1. Lineage: Eukaryota; Metazoa; Arthropoda; Insecta; Diptera; Culicidae. Gene Ontology annotation, cellular component: ciliary basal body; axoneme; cytoplasmic dynein complex. The coding region runs from base 110 to 1153 and encodes 347 amino acids. Gene Ontology annotation, biological process: intraciliary transport involved in cilium assembly; intraciliary retrograde transport. The transcript has 2 exons. The record is from RefSeq and is a predicted model, not a curated record. Gene Ontology annotation, molecular function: dynein heavy chain binding.